GUACCGGCGCGACUGGCGGCUGCGCGCGGUGCCAGCCGGCCGGCGCGCCGUCUUACAUUUCAGUGAGCCGAGCGGCGGCGCGGCGGCAGCGGCGCGCGGUGCGCUCCGCUGGCGCCCAGAGGCCGCCAUGGCGAGCGCCCGGUGACCGCUGGCCGGCGCGGCGCUGCGUGACCUGACCUGACCUGACCUGAGCUCGGGUGGCGAGAGGAGAGAGUGCACAGACCGCCGGCGCCGGCCGCCGGCUCUACAGGAACUGGUCACAGUGGGAGCGCAGUGACUAGUGAGAAAAGUGAAACGGGAGCCGGACCCAGGAGGGUCACGCGGCUGUCACCAUGGGUGUCUCCGAGGGCCAGAUCAACAACAUCAUGGGUGGGAUGGAGACGACCGCUGGGGUGCGGCUGCACAACCACCGGCACAAACUCAAACAGAGGUUUGAUAUAGUGAAGAAGCUGGGCCAGGGCACUUAUGGAAAAGUACAACUGGCUAUCAACAAGGAAACAGGCCAAGAGGUGGCCAUCAAAACGAUCAAGAAGGCGAAGAUCGAGACCGAACAGGACCUGGUGCGGAUCCGUCGAGAGAUCCAGAUCAUGUCCUCAGUCACGCACCCGCACAUCAUCCACAUAUUCGAGGUGUUUGAGAACCGCGAGAAGAUGGUUCUGGUGAUGGAGUACGCCGCCGGCGGUGAAUUGUACGACUACCUCAGCGAGCGCAAGGUGCUCAGUGAAAACGAGGCGCGCCGCGUCUUCAGACAGGUGGCCACCGCCUGCUUCUACUGCCAUAAGCACAAAAUCUGUCACCGGGACCUGAAACUGGAAAACAUCCUGCUCGACGAGUACGGCAACGCCAAGAUCGCCGACUUCGGCCUGAGUAACGUGUUCGACGAGCGGCGCCAGCUGGCCACCUUCUGCGGCUCGCCGCUGUACGCCUCUCCAGAGAUCGUGCGCGGCACGCCCUACGUGGGCCCAGAGGUGGACUGCUGGUCCCUCGGCGUCCUCCUCUACACGCUCGUCUACGGAGCCAUGCCCUUUGACGGAUCCAACUUCAAGAAACUGGUCAAACAGAUCACCACUGGGGACUACUAUGAGCCAAAGAAGCGGUCGCCGGCCUCUGAGCUGAUCGGAGGCCUGCUGACCGUGAACGCCGAGCGUCGCACCACGAUCGAGAACAUCUGCAGCCACUGGUGGGUGAACAAGGGCAGUGAGUCGUGCUGUCUGCGCGUGGCCGAGGAGCUGGCCAGUCGGACGCCGGUGCGGCUGGACCUGCUGCUCUCGCUGGCGCCGCAGAGUCGUGACAAGGAGCACAUGCUGACGCCUGGCGACGAGGAGAUGGCUGAGCCGCCUCCGACGCGCACUCCCAGCCGGACGCCGUCCAAGGGCUCUCGGACGGACGCGGACGUGUUCGCGGCGUCCCGCUCUCGCUCCCUGGGCAGUCUGAUGGAGGUGGAACCGGCCGGCGCGCAGGCCAUGAGCCCGCCGCGGCCGCCACCGCCCGCCGAGCCGGCUGCCAAGCGCGCCAUCGAUGAGGACGGAUACGCGGAGCCGGCGACCACCAAGAAAAAGGACGCCGACCGCGAGGAGCGGCGGGCAAGGAAGAAGGACGGGGAGAGGACGCUCAAGAGGAAGAAGAAGCGGGCGGAGUCGGCGGCGCGGGAGACGCCUGCCCCUGAGGAGCCGGCGCCCGCUCCCCCGGCAACUGCCGAGCGGGAGAGCCGAGUGCCGGCGGUCGAUGAUAGAGUGAUGGAGUCGGCGGCGGUGACCAAGCCGGCGGCGCGAGGACUGACCCCAGAAUCGGCCCGCGGCGGUGCAGCAGCGCCAGGUGCCUCCCCGACCAGGAGUCGAUCACCAGCCGCGGACAGGCGCAAGUCGCCCUCCACGGGGAAAGCUGCUACUAAGGGUCGGUCCCCGGCGCUGUCUCCUGAGCCACCGGCGGCAGCGGCAUCCCCGGCAGCGCCACGGUCCCUUGCGGCCACACCGGCUGCGCCACGGUCCCCCGCUGCUACUCCAGCCGCGCCCCGAUCACCAGUGGCCACACCAGCGCCUCGCUCACCAGCGGUCACUCCGGCAGCACCCCGGUCACCGGCGGUCACUCCGGUAGCACCCCGGUCACCAGCGCUGACCCCCAAAGCGGCCCGGUCACCCGAGCCGUCACCCAAACCUCAGCUCGCACCUCCUGUCUCCGAACCUCAUCACCCCGCAUCACCAUCGCUAUCACCAUCUCAUCCCACGGCGGCGGCGGCCCCCAAGGUACCAGCGGCGGCGGCUUCCCUCAGUCCGGCCUCUGCUCGGUCCCCGGAGCCGGAGCCCCGGCAGCCCCGGAGUCCAAAACUCGCAAGGCCUCCGGACCGGCCGGCGGUAGCGGUGUCAAGGUCACCGGAGCCCACUCCGCCGCCUGUCCGGCCCCCGGAGGAGCCGAAAUCAGCGCCUGCUCGGUCAACGGUGCCGCCGCCGGCCACCGUACCGGCACCUUCGCCGGCGCCCGCGUCAGCUCCAUCCCCAGCUCCUGCGCCGCAAGUCGCUGCGUCGCCAGCUGUAGCGACGGCCAAGCCCGCCACCACCAGUAAGGAGUCAGCUCCGAGCUUGGCAACGGAGCCAGUAUCAGCAGCGGUAACAACGGCAACGUCAACAACACCAGCACCAGCAACGACAACGUCAACGGCGGCAACGACAGCAGCAGCGACCACGACGACACCGGCUGCGACCGCGACUGCCGGAGCGAAACCAGCCCCGACGCCUGUGUCGCCGCCUCCCGAAGUGCUCGUACAAAAAGCAUCCGGCGAGUCGGUAGUGGCGGUCGCUGAGAAGGAAGAGGCAGCAGCGGCGCCGGCUGAUGACGCGUCCUCGACCGAUGUCCAGAUGCUGGACGCGCCUCAGGAGGAGCUGGAGGCUCACCGCGAGUCCGGAGACAGCGGCAGCAGCAAAGCAUCUCAGAAUGGCGACGGCGUCGGACGGCGCAACUCCAAGAUCUACAAGGCAGCCGCCAUGUGGGACAGUAUGAUCGCGCCGCCGGAGCCGACCAAGACGCUCGAGCGGCCCAAGAAGGUCAUCAGGGACUCGCUGAAGCUGGAGCCCAAGCCCAAGCCGGAGCCCAAGCCGGAGGAGAAAAAGAAGCCGGUGCUGGGCCUCUUCAGCGGCAUCAAGGUGAUGGAUGCCAAGAAGGCUUUUGAGUCGAAGCCAAAGGAAGUGCUGAAGCCUGUGCCUCUGAGGAAGAAGGGUACACAGGCGAAAAGUGUGAUAUUGCAAGAUGCGGGUGGUCCGAUUCCUCUGAAGGAUAUGACGGGACGUGUGUAUUCGUCAAAAAGUUCGGGUCCGGUGCUGAAAGAGCCUGUAGGUAAGACGAAGAAAACAAAAACGAAAGAGAAUGGUGUUUCAUCUGGGAAAACUGAGUCAAAGGAAAGUAGUGAAAAGUCCCAAGAGAACGAAAAGGAAUCUGAAACGAAGGAUAAAUCGUUAGAAAAGAAGGAUAACUCUCCGGAGAAAAAGGCGAAGUCUCCAGUGAAAAACAAGGAAAAGGCGGAUGAAGAGACUGCGAGUCCUGACAAACCUGCCGAAAGUGUGCCGUCAGCAUCUGACGCAAAGACCGCUUCUCCUGCGACUCCAGUGAAGAAGGUGGUCAAAAAGAAGAAGAAGGAGCGUCCAGCCUCAGUGCCGUGUACGAGCAGCAGUGAGCUGACGGCGUGCCCGGCGCCCCAGCCGUGUCCAGAGCCCCACAGCGCCUCCACGGCCACCGCUCAGGUAGCCGCUCAGAUCGACGAGAUGGUCACCGCCAUCCGAGAGGUCGGCGAGGCCAUCUCACAGGAGGAGAACGAAAUCAAGAAGAACGAGCAGGACAUCGCCAAGAAGGUGACCGAUUCUGCGGCUGACCAGAGGCAGGGAGAGUCACAAAGGCCGAGGGUUUCGUCCGAAAGUGAGAAGCGAUUACCGGAACCAUCGGCGGCUUUGGCUAAACAGGCACAGCCGACCGUAGCUAGGAAUAAUACGAUUCUGACUAGCUCACCGGAAACCAGACAUCUUAGCACUGCAACGCAAGAAACUCCGGUAGAGCAAAAGGCACCCGAACGUAGAACAUCGGAGGUUAGUAGUGUAAAGCAACAGCCAGCCAAGGCCGAGGUCACUGAAACGUCUAGGCAGUCAGCAGCCGACGCGCGACAGGAGACCACUACUAAACAGCGUCCGUUGAGCCCGGAGCAGGUACCUGGACCGCAGCCCUCGCCGAAACCCAAGCCAGACAAGCCUCGACUCGUUAUUCCUGAGCGGGGAGCUGCGGCUGGGUCGGAGCCGUCCCCUGCCGCCGGCCCGCAGACGGCGCCGGCGGGACCCGCGCGGCCGGCCCCUCUGACUCCGCGCCAGAGCGAGUCGCAGGACACACUCAGCAAGAUCUUCCGGCACGCCGAGACCAAAGACUCUCUGGGUACCGAGAACCGGUUCAUCCGCGACGUGGCGGCGCGGCGGCGCUCGGACGCCGACCAGCGCACCAAGUACGCCACGCUGCCGGCCAAAAAGAAGUCGGAGCUGCGCGUGGUGCUAGGCCAGGAGCCGCGGCCGGCCGAGGGCGCCGCCCCGGCCACCGCCCCGCCCGGCCGGCGGCCGUCCGACGUGCGCUCCGAGCUGGAGGCGCCCGUCAACUCCCCGUCCAGCACACAGCGCACCGAGGUGACGUUCCCCGUGGCGGCUCCGGAUCGGGCGCACAGCCUGCCGCCGCAGCAGCGCGCCGCCAGCCGCGAACACAUCAUCCGCAUCUGCAUGGACGGCGGCGAGCAGCCGGCACCGGCGGCGGCGGGUCGCGCGCCCGCCGAGUCGCCGGCGCCGCGGCCGGCGCCCGUGCGGCACGCCCCCUCCGCGCAGUCGCUGCCGGAGCGGGCGCGGCCGCCCAGUGACGAGGAGAUGCGGCAGGCGGUGCUGCGCUCUCUGCCGCGCGCCCGCUCCCAGCUCUCCUCGCCGGCGACGGUGGGCGUCUCCUCGCCGCCGCCCUCAGGAGUCACCUCUCCACCGCCGCCACCCUCCGAGCCGAUCCGCAAGUCGCGCCGCGAGUUCAUCAUUCCGAUCGCGCUGGAGGGCGGCGGCACGGUGACGCCGCCGGUGCGCGCGGCCUCGGAGGAGGCGGAGCGCGCCCAGGGCGGUGGUCUGUUCCGCUCGCAGCGGCUCUCCGGCUCCGGACAGCGGCGCAUGGGCCUGGCGCCGCGUCCUCGCUCCGGUCUGGAGCGCUCGGAGAGUUUCAGCUCGGCUGGCGAGGAUGAGGAGGAGGACGAGGAUCAGUUCGAGAUCCUCACCGCCGAGUCGCUCUUCACCACUCUGCUGGACCGCGUGCGGAACCUGACCCGGCGCGUCAGCACAGAGGACUCCCCGCUCAAGCGGACGAUGAUGCUGGCGAACCAGCCGCCCGGCUCGGCGCAGCAGUACCAGCAGCAGCAGCAGCAGCAGCAGCAGCAGCAGCAGCCGGGCGGUAUGUGGGGGAUGCCCAGUCCGAUGCGGUCGCUGUUCGACCAGCCGCUGGGCUUCCCACACACCUCGCUCUUCGAUCAGCCGCCCGCCUUCUCCAGGCAGUCAUCUAGCGGCUCACAGGGAGACGGUUCGGCCCAGUCGGGUCAGCAGUCCGGCCAGCCGUCCUGGCGGCGCACCAAGUCCCGCGAGGACGCCUUCUCCACCCUCCCCAAAAAUUUCCGGCGGCGCGGCCAGUGUUUCGAGACGGACGACGAUCCGGCCAGCUACACGCGCAGCCUGCCGCGGCGCUACACGGCGCGGGCGCCCUCCAAGGACCUGCCCAUCAUCGACGACGACGAGCCGGCGGAUCAGCCGCGGCCCGGCCCGCAGCCGUUCGUCCGCCCGCAGCAGCAGCAGCCACAGCAGCAGCCGCAGGCGCCGUCCCCGUCCCCCAUGUCACCGGAGCCGCAGCUGGCCAGGCCGCGCAAGUUCCUGGCCUACAAGAAGUCGUCGACGGCGGACUCGCCGCUGGGCGGACCGGAUCCCGGCUCCAGCGCCGAGCGGGCCGGGUCGGCGCGCGACUUCAUCAGUCGGUUCCUGCGCCAGGACCCGGCGCUGAGUCGGGCGGCACCGGCACCGGCGCCCGCCGCGCCGCCGGAGCCGGCUCCUGCCCAGGCGCCGGCCUAUCGGGUCUACACCCGCACCUCGAGCCGGGAGUAUCCUCCGGCCGAACAGACGGCGGCCGCGGCGGGGGCGGGGGCGGCCGCGGAGCCGCCCAAGGUGGCGUGGCGGCCGCGCAGUCUGCACAGCUCGUUCCGGCCGCCGGGGGAAGCUAACGGGCGGGAUGGCGGGCGAUCAGCAGCAGGCCAGCAGCAGGAGCCGGCGGCCGGGCCAGCGCGCCGCCGCUCCCUGAUCGACGCUCCCUCCGGUGGUAGUGACGACGAGCAGGAGACGCCGCAGCGGCCGGCCGCACGACCGCGCACCACGGCCGACGACGUGCGCCGCUCGCUGGGCCGCGCGCUCAGUCUCCGGCUGGGGGACGGCCGCCGUGAGACCGUCGCUGCGCCACGGGCACGCAGCCAGAGCCGUGGCGGGAGCCGGUCACCGGAGCGGUCGGUGGGCGCUGGCGCCACCCUGGAACCUCCAAACGGCGAGGACAGCGACCGCACGCCGGUGCCCAGCCCGGAGACUCGCCGGCUGGCCGACCGGUCCUGGCGCACGGCCAGGGGCGACGCGGCUCGACCCGCCAGCGCCGGAUACUACGCCGACUCGGGUGAGGACCGGUACUCGCGGCCCCGCGAGCCGUUCAGUCCGCGGUCCGAGUACCGGUCUCAGUACCUCUCCGGCCCACCGGAGGACUACCGCUCCAGCUCGCGGCCCCGCAGUCCACUGGAGGAUUACCGCUCCAGUCCGCGGCCCCGCAGUCCGCGGGAGGACCUGAGACUCAGUGUGGACCCGUACGGCCGUGACCGGAGCGGAGAGUACCGCCCGGCCGCCAGCCCGGGGACACUCAGUCCCACGGAGAGUCUGUACACACCGGACACGUACCGCUUCAGUACGCCAUUCACACGCAGCUCCGAGCGCAGCGUGCAGAACGUGCUCAAAGACAUCAGGCAGAAGCGGGAGAGCCUGGUGUCGCCGCCGCCGGUGCCUGAAGCAGAGCCUGAGGUGGAGGCGGAGCUGGGCGGUAUAGUCGGCUCGCCGACCCCGAACCCUGCGGUAGCCGAGGAGUCGGAAGAGACGUGGCAGGAUGCACAGGGCACGGCUGCGGCUGCCGACCCGCGACCGGCUCCUGAUGUUCCUAAGAAGGCAGACAAGCCGUUAGAGAGGAGCGUCUUUGACGAGCUAUCGCGGAAGACGGCAAAACUGCUCAGCCGCGGUAAGGACGAUGAGGCGAAGACCGGGGGCGGCGAGAAGCGGCCGGAUGCGGAUGAAACCAAAGAGAAGAAGUCUUCUCUCACUCAGAAGCUAAGUCGGAUACCAAGCCUUAUCCGGCGAGUCGGAAGUCGCUCAGAGGUGAAGGCGGAGGAUGAGAACAGCGCAGACAAGCGGCGGGACGGUGCUACGCAGCCCAGUAGCGGGAUCGAAAACCAGCCGCCGACUCCCAUCAACCCGGACCUGCUACGUGACGCGUUCGAGCGGUACCCGGACUCUGAGAAGGCGCCGCCGGCCAGCGCGCCCGUGGCCCGGCCUGGCUCUCCGCGGCAGUCGCUCGGUGAGCAGGAGGAUCGUCACGGCGGGGUGCGCUCGGCCGCCAACCGACUGCAGCAGGCCGAGCCUGAGCCGCGGUCGGACCGACACCGGUCCGCCGCCGCCGCGCCGGCCGUGGUGGUCAACGACGAGCCUCCUGUGCAGAACGGUCCCGUGUCGAACGGAGCCGCCGAGCAGACGCCGAACGGUCGCCCGGAGAACGGCGGCGAUCCGGAGCGUCGGUGGCGGCGGCACGGCCGGCGACCCAGCGCCGACACCGACCCGGCCUCGGAGAACACCGACACCUCGGAGCUCAACACCGUCGACGACGAGGAGGACUCGGUCAGCGACAGAAUCCUGCGGAAAAGCUACUUCUCCCGCUUCAACGACCGGCGACGGGACCGCUCGGCCAGCCGGGAGAUGCUCAGUCUCAUCUAUGACGAGCCGUCGACGGAGCCGCGCCGCGCCGGCCGCUCGAGCUCGCUGCGCUCAGGUGAGCCGCGGAUGCGUUCGCACAGCCGUGACCCGUCCGAGGCGGCGGACGGCGGCGGCUGGAUCAGCAGCACCCUGCCGCGCCGCCGAAAACUGGGUAGCGCCGGCUGCGUGCCGCCCGCCGACGAGCCCGACCCCAGCGACUCACGCGAGGCGCUCUCCUCGAGUAACGUCAGCCUGCGCUCGUCGCGCGAGUCUCUGCCGUCCGACUCGGCCGAGCCGCGGCCGUCCCGACUCUCCAGUAUCGAGGAGGGCCGCCGUCGACCGGCCCUGGACUCCCCCGAGCCGCGCCGGACCGGCCGCGGCGCCGGCGACGCGCCCUACUUCCGCGCGUCGGCGGCGACGCCGUCGAGCAACGCCGAGUACUACCGUCGUCACACGGCCGCGCUGGGGCCGGCCAUCGCCUCCUCGUCUCGGCUCAGCUCGAUCGGCGACCAGCUGAAGCGCGACCUCGACUCGGUCACCAGCAACAUCGAGAGUCUGAAGGAGGCGCGCAAAUCGCGCUCGGCCGGCGCCGCCAGUCAGCCGCAGCUGCGCAGAUAUUCGAGAUACGGCUCGGGCGGUGGCGGCGUCGGCGGCGGCGGCAUCUCAUCGUUCAGCUCCUCGUCGUGGCGCCGCCUGUGAGUCCAGCGCUCCUCAGCGCCUGUUAGUCUGGCGACUGAGUCCUGCGCUCCUCAGCGCCUGUUAGUUCGGCGACUGAGUCCGGCGCCCAGCGCCCGCUGUCUGUGAGUCCGGGCGACUGAGUCCGGUGCCGCCUGCGAGUCCGGGCGACAGUGUCCGGCAGGGCGCUCGGCGCCUGUGUUCGGUGCCGCCUUCGGGCGCCUGAGCUCGGCGCUCGCCGCCGCACGUUCAUGUGAUACCCUCGGCCAAAGUGGGAGUUGACGCUCAGAAUCACACCGAUAUUGGUGUAGGGUCGCGCGGCCGCGCGGAUCCCGCGGCGCGUGGAUUCCUGAGCGCAGAUCAGACCGUGCCAUUUGUCGGCAUGGUUUGGGCAGAUGUCGGACUGAAUCUGGGCACCGGGGCGGUGGGAGUGUCUCUGUGAUGUGCGUGGUGCCGGGUCCCGACGGCGGACAGGGCGGCCGACAAUCAUAACGGCUGCGUCUCCGCCCAGCGCGCACCGACACAUUUUUAUACGUGUGUUGAUAUACCUGUGUGAAAUAUCGCUAUUACCCGUUGUUUUGCAAUAAAACUUGUUCUGGUUAUGACCAAAGCGGUGUUAUGGCGUGUGCUGCUGAUGCGAGGUAUGACUGAUUAUGUGAAAUAAAUUAUUUAACAUAUCAA
This is a messenger RNA of Amphibalanus amphitrite, 9380 nucleotides long. Its product is annotated as serine/arginine repetitive matrix protein 2-like. Gene Ontology annotation, molecular function: protein kinase activity; ATP binding. The transcript is spliced from 14 exons. Gene Ontology annotation, biological process: protein phosphorylation. The record is from RefSeq and is a predicted model, not a curated record. Lineage: Eukaryota; Metazoa; Arthropoda; Thecostraca; Balanomorpha; Balanidae. Bases 333 to 8723 code for a protein of 2796 amino acids.